Molecule: messenger RNA, 913 nt
Organism: Caenorhabditis elegans
Lineage: Eukaryota; Metazoa; Nematoda; Chromadorea; Rhabditida; Rhabditidae
Gene: rab-6.2
Product: Ras-related protein rab-6.2
Exons: 6
Coding region: 5-622 (205 amino acids)
Cellular component (GO): cytosol; perikaryon; cytoplasm
Molecular function (GO): GTP binding; GTPase activity
Source: RefSeq, marked reviewed
AAAAAUGUCGGACUUUGGUAAUCCGUUGAAGAAAUUCAAGCUUGUGUUCCUCGGGGAACAAAGUGUCGGAAAAACCUCCCUAAUCACUCGCUUCAUGUACGACUCCUUCGACAACACCUACCAGGCCACCAUCGGAAUCGACUUCCUGAGUAAGACCAUGUACUUGGAGGACCGAACCGUUCGUCUUCAACUUUGGGACACCGCUGGACAGGAACGUUUCCGCUCACUCAUCCCAUCCUACAUCCGUGAUUCUACAGUUGCUGUUGUGGUUUAUGACAUCACCAACUCCAACUCUUUCCAUCAAACUUCCAAGUGGAUUGACGACGUCCGUACUGAGCGUGGAAGUGAUGUAAUCAUCAUGUUGGUCGGCAACAAGACCGAUCUUUCCGAUAAGAGGCAAGUCACCACCGACGAAGGAGAGAGAAAGGCCAAGGAGCUUAAUGUGAUGUUCAUCGAGACUUCUGCCAAGGCCGGCUACAAUGUGAAGCAGCUUUUCCGUCGUAUCGCCGGAGCCCUACCAGGAAUCAUCAAGGACGACCCAGUGGAGCCACCAAAUGUGGUCACGAUGGACCCAAUCCGUCAGCGUCAAAUUGUCACCGACGAGGGAUCGUGCUGGUGCUAAUCUCUUUGUAUUCCUGAGCAAAAUGUCAAAAAAAGGUUGUGAUACUCCAAUCUCAACGCAUAAUUUAUUUAAAGCAUCCUCCGCCCCCGUAAUGGUUUUGUCAUGAAGAAAUAUUAAUUAUCCCCCUUAAAAGCGCUAUCGCCAGUAAGUUUUGAUAUCUUAAAAUUCCCCAAAAACAUUAUCGAUUUUUUCUGUGUGAAUGAACUCUGAAUGGCUUCUUCUCUAUUAACUUAUGCGAUGGUAAACAUGUGUAAUUUUCUUUGUAACAUAAUAAAUUAUUAUUAUUUUAAA